UAUCCGUCUAGAGCUCUCACUGCUAAGAAGAUUUCUCUCACCAACCUAAAAAUGGCUCAGCCAUAUCCUUUAAAAGGAGACAUUGCAGUUAUUCACACGACUAUAGAUGGAAAAAAUGAAUAUGUCAUAGAAAAUGCAGUGCUGUACAAUGGAACCAAUAAAAAAAAGAGAUUUUUCAGGGGAGGUGAUAAAUUAUUGGAGGUAGACAACACUGACCUUGCAAGUGUUCCACCAAUAAAACUCACUGAGCUUCUCAGUACAGGAUCAGCAAUGUUGACAGUCCAUCGGAUGUGCAGAAAGGAUCCUAAACCCUCUCAUUCGGAAUCAGUGUUCUACAAAUCAAAGUAUGAAGAAGACAUCAUCUUAAACUUGAGUCUAAACAUGGUUAAUGGAAAUGAUAUUGAAACUGAAACAAAUAAUGACAUGCUGAAAGAUUCUAAAAAUAAAAAUUUUGAAGAAAACCUUGAAUGUCCUGCACAAAAUAAACCAGGAAAUUUUGAAAAGAUGAUAGUGGUGACACUGAGUGAAUCUGGUAUCUACAUAGUACGUGACAGGGGCCUACAAGAAGGAUGCAGAUGUAAAAAUUGCAAUGGCUGCAAAAUUCAUGAUAUUGUCAUACAGUCAGGUACCACAGAAAUAAGUUUUGUGUCACAAAAUAUUGCUUAUGCAAAAGAGGAAAAUAUUUUCCUUAAAAGCAUAAAGAAUGACCACUACAUCCACAAAUUCAGCAGUAAUGUAGUAGCUUGUCCGAUGAGAAAUUCAAAUUCAGAUGAAGCUAAACUGACAAUCUACUACUACAAAAGUUCACUUGAUGGAAGAGAAUACUCAGGCAUGCCCAUUAUCCUAAAAUUCAACCGUACAAAUGAAUACCUCUACUGUGAUAAAGUCAAUGACAAGGUGAUUCUGAAACUUGAGAAAUGCUGUGAAAAAGAGCUGGAAUAUAUUGCAAAUGACAAACCUACAUGGAGCUUUGUAUUCUAUAUGACAGACAAAGGCGAUACCACCCGUCAGUUUGAAUCUGCAAAGUACAGGAACUGGUUUAUCAGCUGCCAGGAGAAAUUAAUUAAUCUUAAGAAGGAACCAGGUGACUUUUUAGUCAUCACUAUACAAACAAAUUAAGUGUUAAACUGUUCUUGCUCCUGGAGGGUCAAGUAUACAUAAAUUAUAACAAAUGGAUAACUGUUCUACAAAUCUUUUGUUGUGUGCAUUACAUGUUAUUUAAAUAUACAGUACUCUAAAAUUGAAUAAUUUAUCAAUUUAAAGCCGUGUAAACUAUAGUUUACUAUACAAUUCAUGAAUUUAAGAGUUUUUUUUUGUGUGUGUGUGUGAAAAGUUGAAAUCUAGACAGGUAUUGCAUGAUCUAUUAGCCAACUGCCCAGGAAACUAAGAUCUCCAGAAUGCUGAUUCACUCCUACUUCUAAUUUACUGUGUGACUCUGAGCAAAUAUGGCAUGUCCAUGUGCCAAUUCUACAAUUGUGAAGUCAAUGUCUGUGAAAGGAUAUGCCAUACUUUAGUACUACUAAAGCAACUUACAAUAGCUUUUACUUUGGAAAGGCACUAUAUAAAUAAAAUAUUAUUAUUGUGUCUGCUCUUGUCUAAUUGGUUCAACAAUGUUCCUAGCAUUUCUUUAAAAGAAUACUGUUGUGUAUUUAAACAUAGACAUUAUUCAGAUUCAUAUGUGAAGUGGUACUUGUUUUAGGGAAAUGACAAAAUUUCUAUAUGAAGGAAAUUUGAAAUUUUAAGGUUUGCUAUAAGAAACAUAUUGUUGAUUUCUAAAAAAUCUUUGUGAAGAAACUGAUUAGGUAUGGUAUAGCUUAUGUACAAGCCAGCCCCAAUAAACAAUUUAUGUUUUUGCAGAAUUACACAUCUCCAUGUAUAAUUCAAUUUCUGGCAAUAUUCAAUUUUUUCCUGCUGAAGAUUGUAUGAAUAUGUGAACUGAGACCACUUUUGUAUUCCUGCUGAACCUGAAUUUUAUUAAUAAAUAAUAAGAAUUAAAGAACAAAGAGAGAAACCACCCAGUAAACCAGAUGUACAAGCUCCUGUAAGAACUAGAACCUUCCUCUCACCCCUCUCUUUUUCGUAUUUCCUUUAACUCCUUCUGUUCUUUCCCACUUACUAAAUACAGAGCAACCUUUUAACCCUCAGCUCCCUGGAUUCACUUCUAAAGUCAUGGCACCCUUAUAAUCUCCUGCAGUCAUUAGACUGCAUUGACCGUGAUCAUACUCUGACCCCACAAAACUUUUAGUUUCUAGACAUUCAGAACUGCACAAGAACUGCCUAACCUUUGCACAACAGGACACGAUUCUGGCAAUUUUUUGUUCAGCUUACUUGCUAGUGUCAUUGCUGAUUUGAUCCUUCCAUGAGAAAAGGAUCACAAAGGUUAAUAUUUGCUUCACGAGUUAGGCAGAGAGAGAGAGUAGACAGAGCUAGGUACAGCUUUUGAACCAAAUGCUGAAACCACUACCCAUUGUAAAGGGUAACACAGGGUCAGAAUCAAGUUUAGACAGAUGUCAAUGCCAAAAGCAUAAAAGCGUAAAAAAAAAAAGUUUCCUGAAAAAGCAACGUUCUCAGGCUUGAAAUAGCUUUCCUUAGAAAGAAAACACUGACCAUACAGCACAUGUAGUUUGAGAGGAUGGAAACCAACACCAUGUGAGCAUGAGCUGUGAAUCAUACGCAUGUGAUGUGUGGUGCCACAGUAAGAAAUUCUAAAUAGUGAUACUUAAUGGCAUCACCAUGUAACUAAUAAAUGGUAAAACUGAAGCAAUUCAUAACAUAAAAAAAGAAUAAAAUAUUAAAAUAGUAACAACUUGUUUUUAUUUACUUCAAGCCUCUUCUGGUUGGAGAUGCCUCUUUCCUCAAACCAAUUGAGAACACUCUUGCCCUGGCCCAGGUGCUGGCAAUUUUUCCUUCCCAUUUACAUUUAUUUAUUUGGCUGAUGCCUUUAUCGAAGGUGACUUACAAUAUUUAUGAUACAAUUGGC
Molecule: messenger RNA, 2980 nt
Organism: Polypterus senegalus (gray bichir)
Lineage: Eukaryota; Metazoa; Chordata; Cladistia; Polypteriformes; Polypteridae
Exons: 7
Coding region: 52-1119 (355 amino acids)
Biological process (GO): inflammatory response; cytokine-mediated signaling pathway; cellular response to lipopolysaccharide
Molecular function (GO): cytokine activity
Source: RefSeq, a predicted model, not a curated record